AUGACAGCUGGAAUUGGCGAGUACGCGAGGAGAAAUGAAGGAAACAACUCUGCCUACAGGAUGGAAGAUGUCGGAAGGUUCACUUCGACUGAGCAGGGAAACACUUCAGGGCGUUCGGUGGGAGAUUUGAGGUGGGAGGGAUGGGAGGUGCGAGGAGGAGACGGCCAGACCAAGGCUCGCAUCCUCGAGUCUCAGAAUGCUCAGCUAGAGGCCAUGGUGAGGAACCUGCAGGACCAGCUGGAGCUCUCGAGGAGGAGGGCAGACGAGAGCACCCUCGCGGAGCUGAGCAAGCUGCAAGUACAAGUGACUCAACUGAGAUCUGAAUGUGAUGCGAUGAGAAUGACCAACGCCGACCUUGCGCAAGGGAAGAUGCUCUUGACUGCUGAGGUCGAGAUGCUCCGUGCAGACCAGCAGAGUGUGAGGGGGAAGUAUGAGAGCCGCAGUCAGAGCGCUGAAGCUGAGCUGCUCAACCUCCUCAACAACAAUCAGGAGCUGGACUACACCAGCAAGCGGCUGCAGCAGGAGCUCACGUUCCUCGACCACGAGGUGAGGAGUAGGAGUGAGGAGGUGAGCCAGCUACGAGCCCAGCUGCAGGAGGUGGUCAGUCAGGCAGAGCUACAGGCACAGCAGCAGGAGGUGGCGUCAGUGUCGCGGGUGGUGGAACUUUCUGCUCAGCGAGACUCCGCCAUCAACUCGGCGAGGAGGACGAGCGAGAGACUUCGAGAAGCUGAAGCGAAGCUGGAGAGCAUGCAGCAAGCUCUGACGGCGGAGGUGGAGCAGCUGAAAAAGGAGAACCAUCGGCUCUCAACGCUGAUGCGCUCGCAUGAAGCGAGUCAGAACGAGGCUUUUGAGCUCAGGAAGGAGCUGCGCGAUUUGAUGGGAGCCCAGGCAUGA
Molecule: messenger RNA, 894 nt
Organism: Guillardia theta CCMP2712
Lineage: Eukaryota; Cryptophyceae; Pyrenomonadales; Geminigeraceae
Exons: 13
Coding region: 1-894 (297 amino acids)
Source: RefSeq, a predicted model, not a curated record